GGGGACUACGCCGGGCGGUAGCUGGCGCCGAGCGCGGUGGGAGAGGAGAGGGUACCCGCCUGGCUUGGCUGGUGGCCUCUACCCGCAUCUCGGCGCUGCAGCCCUGCGCCUCUCCUGCCCUUGUCUCCAGGUCCACGGCCUCGGGCACAGAGGAGGCGGCGGAGCUCUGGGCCACUGUAUCUGGAUUAGAGCAGAAAACUUAUUAUGCCUGUUCUCCCUUGGGACUCUUUGGAAAUUUUGCAGUGACAUCUUCUGGGAUUUUGUCUGGAGUGUGCAGACUGGUGCUUAAAAUGGAAGUAGAUAUAAAUGGAGAGUCUAGAAGUGCCCUGACCACCCUGCCCUUGCCUGUGGCUGAGGGGAGCUCCCCAGGAAAAACAGAGGCAGAGAAGCCCCGCUGCUCUAGCACACCCUGCUCACCCAUGCGUCGGACUGUGUCAGGCUAUCAGAUCCUCCACAUGGAUUCUAACUAUUUGGUGGGCUUUACAACGGGUGAGGAACUCCUGAAGUUAGCCCAGAAGUGCACCAGUGGAGAAGAGAGCAAGAACGAAGUCAUGCCUCCUUUGCGCUCCAAACAACUGGAUGCAGGACUUGCGCGCUCCUCUCGUUUGUGUAAGACCAGAAGCAGGUACUAUCAGCCAUAUGAGAUCCCAGCUGUCAAUGGCAGGAGGCGAAGGCGGAUGCCCAGCUCAGGAGACAAGUGCACCAAAUCCUUACCUUAUGAACCGUAUAAGGCCCUCCAUGGGCCCCUGCCUCUUUGUCUUCUUAAAGGUAAGAGGGCUCACUCCAAAUCUCUGGACUACCUCAAUCUAGACAAAAUGAACAUCAAGGAGCCAGCUGACACAGAAGUGCUACAGUACCAACUUCAACACCUAACACUCCGAGGGGACCGAGUGUUCGCUAGGAAUAACACAUGAAUGACUUGCACAGAAUUUGAGCCACUUUAGGUCAGCCUGUUCCUGGCUAGAGAAAAUCUGCUGUGCUCUGUACAUGACUCUUCACAUUAUAGAUGGUUACAUCAGCUAAGUGUUCCUGGAACAUAAAAAUUGUUUGGAUCAAAUUUUGAAAACAGGAAUGAAAUCACAGGUACUUAGGGUGGGGGCGGGGGGAAUAUCAUUCUAGAGCACGCAUCUGCAAAGAAAACAGAAGGUUUGUAUAGCUUUUUAGCUAGGAGGAAGGAUUUGGUACAGUAAUUUCAUCUCUAUGAUUCUAACAUUCACGUGGGGAAUGUUAUCUGCUUGGUUGUUGCUGACUUGGUAUGAUUCAUUGGAAAUUUAAAAAUUAAGUACUCAAGUACUUCUUGAAUCUCUGUAUUUUACUAUAAAAUGUAUGUAAUGAUUUGUUUUAUGAGAUUUAGAACUUGAAAAUUGCUGAAUUGGACCACUUUUUAUUUUUAAAUAUUGAGUUUAAAUAUUUUAUAACUGGUUUUGCACUGAAAAAAAUUAACACUUCAGAUUAAGAGAAUAAUCUUUCUUCACUUGCCUCAAUAAUGUUAUUGAGCAAUGAAUUUUUUUAUUUCCGCAUGGAAAGUUAUUGAUCUCUAUGGCUGUAAAAUAUUUCUUUAUAGCAUUAUUAAAGUGUGUCUUAAUAAAUUUGGGAUACAAAGUAUUUAUUUUACAAUGGGGGGUGGGGAUGCUUUUCCAGAAAGUUUCCAAUAUGAAGUUUUCAUAAGUUGAAAAGUUUCCUUAGUGCUUAUUUUCUAAUUUAAAAUUCAUCUGGAACUUUAAAAUGGAGAGGAAUCUUUUAAUUGUGAGUUAUAGGCAUAAUACUGUUUGCAUCUGAAUUUUAUGUAAAUGAGUGGAACUUAAAUAGAGGAUCUCAUGAUUUCUACUAUUGAAUGCUUAAACUAAGUAUGAAGUAAUACCAUUCAGCAUGGCAUUGGGUCAUUCCAGUUUCAGUUCUGUGCAGCACAGGACUCAUUGAAAUUGUAGUUUCUAGGAUUAGUGUAAGAGACUAAAGUGCUUCUACAGUUUUAAUGGGUUAAUCCUGGAUUACUUAACAAUUUAUGUCAAUUGCACUGGUUUAAUUUGUUGCUAAAGAAAUAAUGCCCUGGUUUAGUAACAGUUACAGCUCAGCUAUUCUGGAAUGUAUUUUGGAAGAAAAUGUAUGUAACUUACCUUUGUAAACAUUUCUAUUUCUUUUCUCCUUUUUCUUAAUCUUGAAGGUGCAAUUUAUUACUGAUUUGGCAUUUCUGGCAACAUACACUGCGUAAUUUAUUUUUUCUUUUGGGGGCUGUGAGUUUCUUAGGGUUAGCAAUCUUGCUUAUAAAAUAAGAACACCUUUUAUUUUAAUUAAUGAGUCGGUCAUUCCUGGUAUAAUUGUGAUUUUUUUCCUUUAGCCAGAGUGAAUGGCAAAUUAUUUAGAGCAGAAUAAAUAUUAGAAAAUCCUAGGAACUCUAAAUCAAUGUUUAUUAUACUUUCACAAAGGCAAAUCAUGUGAAAGAGCCUUGGGAGGUUGUCCAGUGUCUUACUGAGUUGAGCAGAUUUCUUGGUGGGCUGGAAAUUUUCAGCAAUUGUAUAUUUUAAAGUAAAUUGCACCUUUGUAAUAUAUUGUAUUGAUGAAUGAUCACUAAGAUUAACUAUAUCUAUACAGUCAUUAGUUUGACAAGAAAUAGAAUCCUGUCAGAUGCCAAAGAGUUGGGAUUUUUACGUUUAAUGAUUAAACACCGCUAUUUAUUGAUGAUUUACCCUGUGGAACUGUAUUAUUUCUAAUUAUGAAAUAAAAGGGUGAUGUAAACACACAUUGUUAUGUGGUGCUUUAAAUUAGAUUCACCGUCAAUGGGCUAGCUACUGGGUAAGAGUUCCAUCCAAGAACUUAUUCUGAGACCCUGUUUUUAUAAUACAAAUGUGUACUUUUGAUGCUUAUUUGGUGUUUCAAGGAAAGGAAUGAUAGGUGUUUGGUCUAUUAGGAAGCACAACUAUUAAUCUGAAAGAUCUGGUGCCUAAAUUUCUUGAGCUAAAUAAAAAUAUGUAGCUUUU
Castor canadensis (American beaver) is the source of this 2975-nucleotide messenger RNA. RefSeq names its product macrophage immunometabolism regulator (gene Macir). Gene Ontology annotation, biological process: negative regulation of fibroblast migration; negative regulation of cytokine production involved in inflammatory response. Lineage: Eukaryota; Metazoa; Chordata; Mammalia; Rodentia; Castoridae. The record is from RefSeq and is a predicted model, not a curated record.